AUGGGAAAGACAACAAAGGAUGAACUGUUUGAGAACGGUGUCGGCCCAGUUAUAUCGCCAGGGGCUGCCAUAGCUGCUGCACAUCAAGCAAGCAACCGACUGUCGGCUAAAUUAAUUAUGCCCAUGAUCUCCACAGGCUGGCAAGAACUCGAGACAGGCACCGUGCUGGACAGGACUGAUCGUCAAAAGGAUACGCAUGGCAAAAAUGCAACUCCACUCGUACGGAACGGUCCCACACGAUCAAAGCCCAAGAGACCCCCUCGACAUCGCUAA
Messenger RNA from Penicillium oxalicum, 273 nucleotides. RefSeq lists its product as uncharacterized. The coding region runs from base 1 to 273 and encodes 90 amino acids. The record is from RefSeq and is a predicted model, not a curated record. The transcript has a single exon. Lineage: Eukaryota; Fungi; Ascomycota; Eurotiomycetes; Eurotiales; Aspergillaceae.